Messenger RNA from Adineta ricciae, 2217 nucleotides. The record is from the annotation of a GenBank genome assembly. NCBI's taxonomy places the organism in Eukaryota, Metazoa, Rotifera, Eurotatoria, Adinetida, Adinetidae.
AUGAGCGGCUUUGAGUGUUCGUUACUUGAAGAACAGCACUUUCAAACAUCGGAUUCACUCAAAGAUGGCGCUAUUUCCUGUUCAGAUUGGUCUCGAUUUGCUAUAGCUUCAUCAACUGGUUUUACAUUAUUGACAUUCAGUGGUCAUUCAUCGCGCAAAGUCCAACUAUUUACUGUUUCUUGGUUUCAACUCGAUCAACACCUCGAACAAGACGAUUUGAGAUACUAUACGUAUACGCCUUUAGCACUCUUCUGUCCUGAUUUCUUGAGACCGGAUGGAGCACGUUUGUUAGCUGUCGCUUCAUCAACUGGUCAACUGGUUAUAUGUGAUGCGAAUCAAGAAUCGCCUGUUGUCUUGUUUAAUGUCUCGAAACGAUGGAGAUCUCAAUUAGACGAACGAAAUGGUGGAAAUCCAGCAACUUCACGAAAAACAGCAACAAGUAAUGGAACGACAACGGGAGGUCUAUCUCGUGACGAAGAAGCAUUACUAGUACCCACAUGUUUGGGAUGGUCGAAUGUUCUUCGCCGUGAUUCUCCAUCACGAUUCGUUCUUCUCUUUUGUGGUUUAGAAUCUGGUCAUGUGGCCAUUUGGCAAUUAUCAGAACAACAACAGACCAAUAAUUUAACCCUAACCUAUGCUGCUUUACUUGAACCUAAUGCCACCGAACCAACAAUACCAUCAGCUGCGAAAAAACCCGGCCUGUCACCCACAAUGUCCAAUGGCUAUAAUUCAAAACCCGACUCAGCUUACAAACCUCCACACAAUUCAAUAUCCGCCAUGGCAUGGCUGUCGUUAUCAGAUACAGCUGGUAUUCUCGCGCUUGGCUCUUCUCACGGACAUGUCUCUCUCAUAUCCAUAUCUUUGACUGGUAAUGAAUUAGCGCCUUUACUUGCAUAUACAAAACAAGAAUCUCCACAUCUUGUUUCCAAUGGCGCACGAAUUCAUCAUAUUGCUCUGUAUCAACAACACAAUGAACAUCGAUUAUUUUUCGCUCAGAUGGAUUCGAUCGUUAUCGCCACACUAAAUAUCACAUCCACUGGUUACAACACAUCCUGUUCACAAUUCACAAUUAAAACAGUUAAUGAAUAUGCUUUAAACUCGAGCGUUCUAACACACUUCCUAUCAGAUACACAAGAUCUGUAUUUAAUUUGUCGAGACGGUUUUAUUCACCGGCAAGUGACACAAACAUUCAAUGAUCCAAUACACCAUCAUCAUGCUCAACACACAACACGAUUCGAACAAUUCUGUCAAUUGUUACCUACAGGUAGUGAAUGUCAAGCAGUUGGUAUUACUCCAACUCAUUGUACUGUUCUGACAAUGAAACGCAGUGAAGCUAUUCUAACAUUAUCAGUUUAUUCUUUAAAAGAUGUUUCGUCAACAAUCACAUUUUUCCUUUCGAAUCCUCUACCAUCAUUUCGUCUCAAUGAUGUUCUCGCUGCCUUACGUGUGUUACUCUAUUCAGAUAAAUCCAAUGCAUUAACUGAUCUCAUCAUGUCUGUUGCUGAUUGUGCUGAUCAGGCUAGUGUUAGUUUAUUGAAGAAAGUGCAUUCAUUAUGUCGUCUGUUACUAUCGUACCAUAAUAGCGGAUUGGGUAGUGGUUUAAGACAAGCACCUUACAUGUUAUUUCUCGCCGAUGUAUUCGCUCAAAUGAUUUCAAUCGAUUUAAUUAAAAAAAUCUACGAUUACGUUCCAACUGAUCAACAAAUUCAAUUAACACCCAUCGAAAAAUCGAUUCUCUACUGGUGUGAACAAUUAUUAAGUUUCUCCAUUCAACAGCUGCAAGCAUCAGCAAAUGCAACAAAUAGUGGUACAACUGCUAAUACUAGUCUGACAGGAAACAAUUUAACUGCACAGUUCGGCUCCUUAUUGGCUAUGGCGAAUCCUAAUAUGACAAGUUCGGCCAUUGCCAUCCCGAAUGGACCAAAUCGACCAUUACAGAUCAAUAGUCCAUAUUUUUCGACGUGUGAUCAAAAAUAUCUCCAUUGUCCUCUUUGCGGACAAUCAUUAUAUAUUCGAACAUUCUUCGAUGUGGCAUGUUCGAACGGACACGAAUUUCAACGUUGUAACAAAACCUUUUUACCAAUCUUUCUUCAAGAACGCGCUAAACGUUGCUCAUUAUGUAAUUUCUAUAUAAGUGAUACGACCAUCGAUGAAUCGACGCAAUUAACAACACUAAUCAAAAUCUUAGGAGGAUUUACUUGCACAUUUUGCGGUUGA